Molecule: messenger RNA, 2157 nt
Organism: Otolemur garnettii (small-eared galago)
Lineage: Eukaryota; Metazoa; Chordata; Mammalia; Primates; Galagidae
Gene: HGH1
Product: HGH1 homolog
Exons: 6
Coding region: 52-1236 (394 amino acids)
Source: RefSeq, a predicted model, not a curated record
GUGGUACCGGAGGUUGGGCCGGGAGGCCUGGGAUAGGCCGGGGCGGAAGGCAUGGGAGAAGUCGGGGUGGGCGGCUCGGGAAGCCUAGGGCCAGGCCCAGAGGUGGCAGCAGCAAAGCUGCUGCCCUUCCUGGCACCGGGAACGCGCGUGGACCUGCAGACGGCAGCGGUGCGGCACGUGCUGGCGCUGACUGGCUCCGGGCCGGGCCGAGAACUGCUGGCGGGGCAGGCGGCGCUGCUGCGGGCACUGGCAGAGCUGGCCGCGGCACCAGCCCCCGCCCCGGCCCGCGACGCAGCUCGCGCGCUGGUGAACUUGGCCGCCGACCCCAGCCUGCACGAACCACUGCUGGCGGCUGACCCCGGGCUGCCUGCCCGUCUGCUGGGCCGCGUGUUGGACCCGCAGUGGCCCUGGGCCGAGGAGGCGGCCGCAUCGCUGUCCAACCUGAGCCGCGAGCCAGCGCCGUGUGCCGCGCUGAUGGCAGCGUUGGCGGCGGCGGAGGAGCCGGGGGUCUCAGGCCUAGAGAGGCUGGUGCGCGCGCUGUGCACGCCUGGCUACAACCCCCGCGCGCCCUUGCACUACUUGGGGCCACUGCUGUCCAACCUCAGCCAGCGGCCUGCGGCUCGUGCCUUCCUGCUGGACCCGGACAGGUGCGUGGUCCAGCGGCUGCUGCCCCUUACCCAACACCCAGACUCUUCUGUGCGCAGAGGUGGGGUGGUGGGGACGCUGCGGAAUUGCUGCUUUGAGCACCGACACCACCAGUGGUUGCUUGGACCUGAGGUAGACAUUCUCCCUUUCUUGCUGCUGCCCCUGGCUGGGCCUGAGGAUUUUUCAGAGGAAGAGAUGGAACGACUGCCUGUUGACUUGCAGUACCUGCCUCCAGACAAGCAGCGAGAGCCCAAUGCCGACAUCCGCAAGAUGCUCAUUGAAGCCAUCAUGCUGCUGACAGCCACAGCACCAGGGCGGCAGCAGGUACGAGACAAGGGAGCCUACCUGAUCCUCAGAGAGCUGCACAACUGGGAACCAGAGCCUGAUGUGCGAGCAGCUUGUGAGAAGCUCAUCCAGGUGCUUAUCGGGGAUGAGCCUGAGCGUGGCAUGGAAAACUUGCUGGAGGUGCAGGUGCCUGAGGAUGUGGAGCAGCAGCUACAGCAGUUGGACCGCCAGGAGCAGGAACAGCUAGAGCAAGAAUGCCAGGAGCUGGCCCCAGAGCCAUGGGGUGAGAGGGCUGCACCCACCUGAGACCUCUGCAGCCCAGUGCCAUCUUCAGGCUUCUCAGACCCAGGUUCCCUACAGGGCCUCAGAUUUUGCCCUGUUAAGAGGAAGAGUUACACUUGGGCUCCUGUCUGUGCUAAGGGUUCUAGGGCAAAUGCCUGAUCAACUCUGGAGGGUUGACAGCACCUCCAACCCUGUGCCAUGUUGCUGUUAGCUAGAGCACAGGCCGUGGCUCAGCUGCCUUGAUGGGAGGAAAGAGCAGGUGAUGGCUAGUGGGGCUUGGGAAGCCAGCUAGAGCCCCAUUCCGGAGGGCAUUGCAGAGCCUGCAUGUAGGUGGAUGCCUUCGUGCAAGCACUGCCCUCAGCUCCCCCUGCCUUAGACCUGGCCUCAGAGGGCUGACCCAGCCAUACCUGGGUCCUGGGGUCUGCAUAGGACUGCCUUCUGUGUCCCUGUCUUGGCUUACAUUGAUUCUUUCCUCAGCCCCUCUGGCUGGGUGAACUCCCUGGGCAGCUUCCUUGAGCUUUAUACUGUUCCUGCCUACCUCUGCACAGAGCCUCUCAGAUGUACUUCCAGUCUGGCCUCUGGCCAGGCUCUGCCCAGUGAAGCCCACUGUGGGGUCUGGAGUCUGUGUGCUUCCCCUGUUCUAUAGCUGCAAGGCCCAUGCGUGGUCAUGGUAGCUCCCGCCCACUGUGUUCUCUUUCUGAGCCACCCAUCAGACCUCACCUGUCCUCUUUUGCAUUGGGCUCCUGAGUGCUGCCCUGCUCUUGCCAGCAGGCCCUUCAGAACCCCAGUGAAGGCACCUUAGCUUAUUUUCCUGCACUCCACUCUACACCCCUGCGAACUGGUGGCCUUUCCCACCUGUAUUCUGUUGUGCCUGGGUGAUUCAUGGGGUACCUGGCCUCUCCCCUGAUACCCUCUGACCUGCCCCAUUAAAGCUAUGGUUCUCAA